Molecule: messenger RNA, 1407 nt
Organism: Arachis duranensis
Lineage: Eukaryota; Viridiplantae; Streptophyta; Magnoliopsida; Fabales; Fabaceae
Product: sodium/hydrogen exchanger 1
Exons: 12
Coding region: 1-1383 (460 amino acids)
Biological process (GO): sodium ion transport; regulation of stomatal closure; regulation of pH
Cellular component (GO): membrane
Molecular function (GO): sodium:proton antiporter activity
Source: RefSeq, a predicted model, not a curated record
AUGGCUAUUGAUCAUAUAAGUUCUCUGUUUGCGAAAUUGCAAGCAUUAUCGACUUCAGAUCAUGGCUCCGUUGUGUCCAUGAACAUAUUUGUGGCACUUCUGUGUGCUUGUAUUGUCAUUGGACAUCUUCUUGAGGAAAAUCGCUGGAUGAAUGAGUCCAUCACUGCCCUUGUCAUAGGAAUAUGCACCGGCAUACUCAUUUUGAUGCUUAGCGGUGGUAGAAGCUCUCAUAUUCUUGUUUUCAGUGAGGACCUUUUCUUCAUAUACCUUCUGCCACCUAUCAUAUUUAAUGCCGGGUUUCAGGUGAAAAAGAAGCAGUUUUUUGUUAACUUUAUCACCAUCAUGAUGUUUGGUGCUAUUGGUACAUUGAUAAGUUGUGCCAUCAUAACUUACGGUGUCGCAAAAACUUUUAAGAAGAUUGGAAUUCGUUCACUGGAGAUUGCGGAUUAUCUAGCAAUUGGUGCAAUAUUUUCUGCUACGGAUUCUGUGUGCACCUUACAGGUUUGGAACUGUAUGAUACAGGUGCUAAAUCAGGAUGAGACACCUUUAUUGUACAGUCUUGUAUUUGGAGAGGGUGUUGUAAAUGAUGCUACAUCAGUGGUGCUUUUCAAUGCGAUCCAAAGUUUUGACAUCAACCAAAUUAAUCCAUCAAUAGGGUUGCAUUUCUUUGGCAACUUCUUGUAUCUAUUUACCACAAGCACUCUUCUUGGGGUUUUUACUGGUCUACUCAGUGCUUACAUUAUUAAGAAGCUUUACAUUGGCAGGCACUCAACAAAUCGUGAGUUUGCUCUGAUGAUGCUAAUGGCAUACCUUUCCUACAUGAUGGCUGAAUUAUGCUAUCUGAGUGGAAUUCUCACUGUGUUCUUUUGUGGGAUUACAAUGUCUCACUAUACUUGGCAUAAUGUGUCUGAAAGCUCAAGAAUCACUACCAAACAUGCGUUUGCUACUUUGUCAUUUGUUGCCGAGACUUUUAUCUUCCUUUAUGUUGGUAUGGAUGCCUUGGACAUUGAUAAAUGGAGGUUUGCUAGCGAUAGGCCUGCAACUUCUCUUGCUGUGAGCUCAGUAUUGUUGGGUCUAGUACUUGCUGGAAGAGCAGCAUUUGUUUUCCUCUUAUCAUUCAUAUCCAACAUCACUAGGAAGUCAUCAAAAGAGGGCAUAAGCUUCAGGCAGCAGGUGAUUAUUUGGUGGGCUGGUCUUAUGAGAGGAGCUGUUUCAAUGGCACUUGCUUAUAAUCAGUUCACCUUGUUAGGGCAUACUGCAAAGCGAGCGAAUGCCAUUAUGAUCACCAGCACCAUCACUGUUGUGUUAGUCAGUACAGUGGUAAGACCCUUUGUCUACUAUUUCUAUUUUCCACCAAAAAUUACCAGUGAUCAUUACGGUUAAAAUAAAACCAUGCAUAUGUUAAAA